AUGGUCCCGCACAUGCUAAUACGACAUGUGUGGUUGCUACUCUUUUGUUGGACUCUGGUACAAGCUCUUAGUGGUAGUAUUGGACUCCCGUUUGGCAACACAAAUGGGAACUCUUACAAUCUGGCAGGCUCCAGUGCUCAAACGACGGGUUCAAAUGAGGGUGAUGAUGUCUCCUCAAAUAUAGUAACGAGUUCCACAGCAUAUACAUCUGCAGAUCCCUCUACGAGUAACCAAGCUACACCAUCUACUAGUAACGAUAAUACCCAAAAUAAUCAAGAUGGUUCCAGUACAUUUGAUUCAGGGCCCAGUGGAAGCAGCCCUGUAUUAUCCCGAAUCACAAGCUCUAUUGGUAGUACUGGGAAUACCCCAUUUCCUUCAUCUACUGGUGACUAUUUGCAUGCUUCAUAUGGUGGGAAUUCAGUCUUGAAUUCGCCUGAAAGCUCUGGUUCUUCAUACGUUUCAAAGACCUCUAAUAGUAUAAGCGGUCCUACCCCAAAGCAUCAAUUGGCGUCAUCAAAUGGUUUUAAUUCAGAUUCUGCAGGCAGUUCUGAAACCUCUGCAUCAUUGCCACAUACUGAUUCUUUAUCAGGAGGCGAAUUUACAACACAGGAUGAUCGCUCACAACAGUCUGGCAGCUCAAGUGGUUCAGCAUCAGCAAGCAACACAGAGCCAGCAAAUAGUUUUACCUCAUCAAGUGGUACAUUACCGGCUAGUGGUUCCACACCCAGUAAUUCUUCACCUACUAGCAAUUCCCAACAACCCAUUGGUUUAAUAUCUUCAAGUAGUUCAGAGCCAGAAAGCAGCUCAAUUUCUACUAGUAAUACAUCACCAGCUAUUAGCCCUUCGGCUACCAGCGGCAUACAACAUUCUAGUGACCCAACAUCAGCCAGCUGGUCAACCUCAGAGGACGUUUCAAAAUCAACAAGCAGCCCGGAACAGGAAAGUAGUUCGGCAUCAACUAGCAGUUCCACACCGGUAAGUAGCACUUCCCCUAGCAGUUCAGCACCGGCUAGUAGUUCAUCACCUGGUAGUAGUGUGGUAACUACCAGUAAUUCUGCUACACCCAGCAGUUCUACACCAGUAAGUAGCUCUUCUCCGGGUAGUUCAAUACCAGCUAGUAGCUCUACGCUGGCUAGUAGUCCUGCACCAGCUGUUAGCAUUACGCCAGCUAGUAGCUCAGUGCCAGUUAGCGGUUCACGACUAUUCAGCAGUUCGACCCAUGCAUCAGGCAGUAAUUCGCUUACGUCCACAGAGAAAAGUGCACUUGACCCGGGCACUUCUACUAACGCAGGUACAGCAAGCAAAUCAAUUCUUUUAAGCGGUUCUUAUCCAACUGGUGAUUCACCUUCAGGAACUACGUCAUCUGCGAUUGAAAGUCUGAGUUCAAAAGCUCCUGUCUCGUCAUUGGGUAAUUCCAUCCGGUCGUUUAGUCUAUGGCCAAGUACUUCAGAGGCUUCUAGCAAUUCUUUUUCACAAGGUAGCUCAGGCCCUACAAGUACUGCCAAUUCGGAUACAUUAACUGAUAGCUCUAGAAACUCGGCUUUCCCUAGUUAUUCGACAAAGUCCAGCAAUUCAGAACUUGCCAGCAGUUCGUCGCCAGAACCAGCUAUUGCCACGAGUAGUUUGCAAUCCUCCAGUGCACAAUGGGCAGGUAGCUUACAGUCUUCUUCGCAAGCGCCGAACCCUACUACAUCUUAUUCAAAUUCUGGGUCUAUCACUCACUCGAGUAUUGCUGCCGCGGAAAAGAGUGCCACGUUUUCAAACUUUCCAAAUGAUAACUCUUUUUUAUCCAAGUCGAGCAACGGGGCUACAACAUCAUCUGCUCCAAAUUUUGAAAGUUCUUCAAGCGCAGCCCCCAGUUUAUCGUUAAAUUUUGACCUCAGUUACAAUGGUUUAAAGAUCGGAGGUGGAGCCUCAAGUGGUUCAAGGACAUCAUUUGCAUCGAAUUCUAUAACAUCUUUAGGCACGGCUUCCGAGAAGUCCUCCUCAUACACCGCAAGUGUUUCGAACUUUCCAAGCGAAACGUCUAGCGAGCAAUCGAUUGGGUCCAAAAAAAGUGUUGUAGGUUCUUCAGAUCCGGCAACCGUCGAAUCCUUCUCUGGUACCACAAAUUUACCAACUUCUCCAAGCAAAACUUCAAGCGAAGGGGUGACAUCAUCUGGACAGACUACUGGGGAACCAACAAAUUCAGCUUCAAGCAAAUCAUUCUCUAUUACUACAAGUUCUCCUGGCGCAAGUUUUCGUGAGCCUUCCUCUUAUACUUCCAAUGCUCCGAUCUCUUCAAGAGGAGCUACUGGUGAGUCGUCAUAUGCGGGAACUCUUGGACGUCCUACAAAUCCAACUUCCAGCGAAUCCUCCUCUCAAUCCACGGAGAUUCCCGCUUCUAAAAGCAGGACUACAAGUGUGCAAGAUACCUCCUUUAGACAGAGUUCUGCAAGUUCUUCAAACAUAGCUUCUGGCGAGUCGUCUCUUCACACUACAAGUGCAUCAAUCUCUUCAAGUGGAAUUUCCAAUGAUGCAAGGACAUCAACUACACCAAAUACUGGUGGUUCUUCCUAUAAAAGUUCCAGUGCAUCAUCUCGCGAUCCCAUAAUCUUUCCAAUUACACCAAGUAGAGGAUCCAGUGCGCUGAGUACAUCAUCUGACCAACAUACUGUAGUUUCUUCGGACGCAACUUCUGGCAAGCCUUCUUCCUAUACUACAAGUACUCCGUUUUCUUCAAGUACAGAUAACGUUUCAAGUGGAUCGUUCUCUCGUCCUCUUACUUCCCCAGCUUCUUCAGCUAAUGAGUAUAGCACGCAAGAAACCUCGUCCGGCGAAAAUACAGCUGAAAGGUCAAAUACAGCUUCAGGAGGGUUGUCUUCGGAGAUUCCCGCUUCUACAAGCAGGACUACAAGCGUGCAAGAUACCUCCUUUAGACAGAGUUCAUCAAGUUCUUCAAACAUAGUUUCUGGCGAGUCGUCUCUUCACACUACAAGUGCACCAAUCUCUUCAAGUGGAAUUUCCAAUGAAGCAAGGACAUCAACUACACCAAAUACUGGUGGUUCUUCCUAUAAAAGUUCCAGUGCAUCAUCUCGUGAUCCCAUAAUCUUUCCGAUUACACCAAGCAGAGAAUCCAGUGCGCUGGGUACAUCAUCUGACCAACAUACUGUAGUUUCUUCGGACGCAACUUCUGGCAAGCCUUCUUCCUACACUACAAGUACUCCGUUUUCUUCAAGUACAGAUAACGUUUCAAGUGGAUCGUUCUCUCGUUCUCUUACUUCCCCAGCUUCUUCAGCUAGUGAGUAUAGCACUCAAGAGACCUCGUCCGGCGAAAAUACAGCUUCAAGGGAGUCUUAUUCGAACACUCCAAGUGUCCCGAUUUCCCAGAGCUUUUUUGGAAAGACUUCUGCAAGCUCUUCAAAUCCUACAACGUCUUCCUAUGUUUCGAAUUUUCCUGCAUUCUCUAGUAAGACUUCUAGUGAACAAAAUUCUCGAGCAUCCACAAAAUCAAGCUCGAACCUUGCCCAAUCAUUAACAUCUACAUCAGACUCCCUAACCCAAGUCAGAUCCGGAAUCUCGAAUCAAAUUGAAAGCUCAAGUACAGCUCAUUCAAAAAGCGCCAAUGAAAUAAACACAUCACCUUUUGCAACUGAGAGCUCCUUCACAGGAGAGUCGUCUAAAUCAACUCCAAGCAGCUCUGCAUAUAAAGGAGAGGGAUCUUCUUCCAGUCUGCAACCAAAUACUUUACUCCAAAGUUCGGGAUCAUCUGCAUCUAGUGGAACGUCUCAGGGUGAAUUAGGCUUUACCAGAAGUGAAUCUGUUGUCUCCUCAUCUAGGAGUCCCUACUCCAGUCAAUCGAUCAAAUUAACAGAGACAGCUAGCCAUUCUGGAUCUUUCAUGGGAACCGGGUCUUCAAUUCCGCUGAAUUCGAUUUCCGGGAGUAGUCAGAGAUCAGAAUUAUUGAGCAAUUAUCCAAACACAGGGCCUACUAGUUUAACAAGCGACUCUCAAGUAGAAUCAAGUACACUUACAGGAUUACUUUCCUCUACUCCUAGUCGUAUAGGGGCCUCAACCCUUCUUAGCUCCCCGACCAGCACAUCAUCUUCUGGCACAGCAGCCGAGCAUGCAAGUAGUCAUGCCAGCUUAACUUCCUAUGAAACUUCCUCAUCACUCGAACCAUCGAAUGCCAUGAGUACCUCAACCCCAGCCUCUUCUAUGAUCGCUUCAUCGAGACCAUACUCCGGGAUUUUGAUGUCGGGAAGCAGUAAGAGUUCGGUGAUGGAAUCAACUACCGCGGCCGAAACAUCUCAGUCUUUGGAGAGUGGAUCAGUUAGCGCACCGACUAAUUUAGCAUCUCAAUUUUCGUCUCAGCCAACCAGACUUUCGAGCUCAUAUAUAUCUACUGAGACAAGUUCGCCUGUUACGGGAACUCAGAUCUCUUCAAGACUUGUUCGAUCUAGUGGAAUUUCGAGUCUUGAAUCAAGCACUUACUCGCGGUCUGGUUUUGUAACGACUGAGAAAGCUUCUUCUGAAACUCUUUCUUCGCUAUCCACAAGAGGAGAAUUGUCCUCCUUAUUUGAAAACACAUCAAAGGGGACUACAACACAGUCUUCCAAUAGCCUCAUGACUGCUAUGGGAUCUUCAUCCCAAACUAUGGCCCCUUCUGAAGCAUCGGGACAACAUACUAAAACGGUCAGCUCAAGAUCUAAUUUAGAAUCUCAAAUUAGUUCACCAUCAAGCUUACAUACAGGAAGCUCUUUGGUACCAGUGAGCACCGACGUUAGUGAUCAGUCAACUAGAACUUUGAGUACUCCUAUACCCGAUGCUAGUGCUUCCUCUACUGAAAUUAGUACAAGCGAUACAAACGACGUGUCUUCUUUGGUUUCUCCAAGUACUAUCACAAACAUUGGAUCUUCUGUUCCAAGUGCUACUUCUGCACCUACGGAAUCAAAUACUAAUUGGUUACCUUACAGUAUUAUCAUGCAAUCUACACCUUCCCCUUCUUCGGCACCAUCCUUUAAUCCUGAGGUCACAGCUACACUUCCACAUGCGAUAGCCCCCCAGACUCCGGUUUCAGAGCCGCCCAACUCUAGCACAAUUACCAUAGGCUUCAAGCGUCAAAUUGAUUAUGAUUUUCUUGUUAAUAAUCCUUUAUCUUCCGCUCAAAUAUUUACUUUCCUACCAGAUGUUUUAAUUUAUCCAUUUAAUUAUGACCAAAAUAUUGACAAAGGAACGCAUACUAACGAAUCCUCUCAUUAUAAAAGGAAAACAACAACUUUGCAGCCUUAUCGUGAUGUAAUGGUAAGGACUAACAAGAAGCACAAAGUUCAAAUGAUCAGUACAGCAAAUGUAAGCGUGAUACAAAUAAUGCCCAUGUUAAGUCGAGAUAAAAGUUACUUGGUGGCAGUUGCUGAACUAUACUUUCCAGCUCAAUACGUUAACAAACUCAAAGAUUAUAUGAAAAAUUCAAAUUCGAUGCUUUAUAAUAAUACCAACCCUACACUUUUUGCACUUGCCGAUCUAAUUGAUCCUUCGAUACCACUGACAGGCAUGGUAGAUGAUAAUGGUGAUGUGAAUAAUGGAGGGUCUGGGAGCGGUUCCUCCGGAGAGGGUAAUCAUGCUUCUCAAAGCCCUCAUUCAUUUCAAAAUGGAAAUGAAGAUAAUGGAAAUCUGGAGACAGCAAAUUCAACAAGUCACAUCACUGGUGUAAUUACUAAAAGACUGGCCAUAUUUCUGAACUGUUUUGCCUUUGGAGUUUUGCUGUGGAUUUUGUCCUUUUUGUUCAUAUUCAGGAAGAUCCGUAAAGUGCAGCCCCCAGAAGAAGGUGAAAGUUAUGCUGAAUUAGAUACUAGUGGGGAUGUACUCAAACUACCUAGUGGUUCUGGCGAAGACAAUGCAAGUGGAUCUUCAUCAGGCCCUCAAUUUUUCCAGGAAAAGGCUACCAACAACGAUUCGCAGAACCAGGAGACAGUUGACAGAAAUGCGACUCCUAAAUUGGAAAACUCAAAUGAAGGUAUCGGUGGUAAUGCACAGUCACCAAUUUCUGAUGAUUUGAUUGUUACUGGUGAGAAUACCGUCUAUAGCACUCUUCAUGGGUUGGAAUAUUUUGUGGAUGAGGAUGGACAAUUUCACUAUGCCGGCAAUAGGCAGAUAUCUGAUGAGAGCGGUACUACUAAGGAUGAACAUGAUGAAAUUGAUGAUUUCGAUAAAUACAUGUAUGCUGGAUCGGAAGAAAUGUCAGUGCAUGUAAGUGAAGCACCAGAAGUGGAUAUGAGCAGUCUGGAAGUAGAUGAAGAAGGUAACUUCGUUUUGAUGAAUGAUGAAAUAUACGACAACUUACAAGAAAACAGUCGAUCCGGCUCAGGCAAUAAGAAUUCUGAUACGGUGGAAAGUUAUAACAACAAUCAUCUGUACAAGAUGACGAGGAGCUCUGACUCUGAAGGUGUUACUAAAGAUGCUUUCUUGUCAAGUGACGAGGGCUCCCCAGAGAUAUACGGGUACGGUACUGAGGCCGGUGAUGAAUAUAUGAUCCCAAGUUCAGUUCAUGAUUAUGGCAAUUUGGAACCUGCAACCGAUUACGAUCAAUAUUACUCUCCCCCCUACAUGAUUGGGAGCUCAACAGACGAUACCAACAACAAUGGCCUGACAGAUUUACCGUUAGAUUUUGACGAAUACAUGUACCAAGAGGGUGAUGGGGAUGCUCCCUAUAUCUCUGAUAUGGAUGACGUUCGCAUUGAAGACAUCGACGAUGGUAAAGUUGAUGACUUACAGAUUGAUGAUUUUGAUGACUUGGAUGAAGAGAUGUAUCAAAGGUUAUCUAAAAUAAUGAUAGAACGUAGUAUCGCAAGGAACAGAGCCACUGGCCAAUCGAAUAUAGGGGUUCCGGAGAAUUUCAGAAAGACAAAUGUCCCCCCAAUGCCAUUCAUUUCAUCAGCAUCAGCUGCAUCUACUGAUACCACUGGUAUGAUUACUUCCUCUUCCAAACCUAAUUUCAACAGCUAUGCUGCCACCACCGAUACCAUCACGAAUGCUCCAGAUAGAAGCAUCCAAGGUGCCAGUACGAGUAUGAUAGGCUCUACAAAAUCCAAAAGCAAGCGGAAGUUAUCCGGUGGUGAAUCAAGAAAAUUAAGCAUUUCGGGGCCUAUCGAGAGUAGGAAUUCCCUCGGUUGGUAUUGA
Zygosaccharomyces rouxii is the source of this 7158-nucleotide messenger RNA. It is a transcript of the gene HKR1, whose product is annotated as Hkr1p. Bases 1 to 7158 code for a protein of 2385 amino acids. The transcript has a single exon. Lineage: Eukaryota; Fungi; Ascomycota; Saccharomycetes; Saccharomycetales; Saccharomycetaceae. The record is from RefSeq and is a predicted model, not a curated record. Gene Ontology annotation, cellular component: cell surface; extracellular region; site of polarized growth. Gene Ontology annotation, molecular function: osmosensor activity. Gene Ontology annotation, biological process: osmosensory signaling pathway via Sho1 osmosensor; cellular bud site selection; hyperosmotic response.